Fusarium falciforme is the source of this 1296-nucleotide messenger RNA. RefSeq names its product Aminotran-1-2 domain-containing protein. Lineage: Eukaryota; Fungi; Ascomycota; Sordariomycetes; Hypocreales; Nectriaceae. Bases 1 to 1296 code for a protein of 431 amino acids. Gene Ontology annotation, molecular function: pyridoxal phosphate binding; L-kynurenine:2-oxoglutarate transaminase activity. Gene Ontology annotation, biological process: biosynthetic process. The record is from RefSeq and is a predicted model, not a curated record. The transcript is spliced from 4 exons. Gene Ontology annotation, cellular component: cytoplasm; mitochondrion.
AUGACUUCAGUUUCAAACAGUAGAUCUCCGAGGGAGUUCCCACGGCCGGCACAGCGGGUGGCCAAGCAACCCGAAGAUGUCUGGUCCAUGAUCAACAAUGCCGCCGCACAGUCACCCGUCCAACCUGUCGUCAACAUGGGACAGGGCUUCUUUGGCUAUAACCCCCCUGAAUUCAUAUUAAAUGCUGCCAAGAAUGCUCUUGAUCGAGUCGACGCCAAUCAAUACUCCCCAGCCAAGGGCCGACAAAGCCUCAGGAACGCACUCGCCUCGCACUACUCCAAGAGCCUGGAGCGAGACCUCAACCCAGACACCGAGGUAGUUAUCACCACUGGCGCAAACGAAGGCAUACUCAGCGCCUUUAUGGCAUUCGUCGAAGAGGGGGACGAGGUGAUUGUGUUUGAACCGUACUUUGAUCAGUACAUCAGCAAUAUCCGCAUGGCUGGUGGCGUCGUUCGAUAUGUGCCCCUGAGCCCCCCAGCAGACGGGGACACGGAGACCUCGUCUUCAGGGGAUUGGAAGCUGGACAUGGAGAAGCUGAAGAGUACAUUCAGCCCAAAGGCACGGAUGCUGGUGCUCAACUCUCCCCAUAAUCCCGUGGGAAAAGUCUUCUCGACUGAAGAGCUGAGCGCCAUCGGCAAGCUGUGCGUUGAGCACAACACCAUCAUCAUCGCCGACGAUGUCUACGACAGCUUGACGUACGUUCCCUCAAAGCGCAUGGCCACGCUCUCACCCGAGAUUUGGAACCUCACCCUCACGGUGGGCUCCGCGGGCAAGACUUUUUACGCCACGGGUUGGAGGAUAGGAUUCCUCAUCGGUCCGGAGCAUCUAGUCAAGUACGUCGCCGCGGCACACAUGCGAAUCUGCUACUCGAGUCCGAGUCCGCUCCAAGAGGCCUGUGCUUCGGCUUACCAGCUGGCUGAGGGGGUGGGAUUCUGGGAGAAGUCGCGGGACGAGAUGCAGGGCAAGAUUAAACGCUUCGUCCAGGUUCUCGACGAGCUGGGCCUGCCAUACACAGACCCCCAGGGGGGUUACUUUGUCCUUGUCAACUUUUCGAGACUGAAGUUCCCAGAGGGCUAUGCGUUCCCUAGCAGUGUUGCAUCUCGGCCGCGAGAUUUCAAGUUGAGCUGGUUUCUCAUCACGGAACUCGGGUUGGCAGCGAUCCCACCGAGUGAGUUCUACCUCCCGGAGAACUCGCACGUAGCCGAGAACUUUUUGCGAUUUGCCAUCUGUAAGGAGGACAGUGUUCUCGAAGAUGCCAAGGAGAGACUUAGAGGGUUGAAGAAGUAUCUUGGAUAA